Rubroshorea leprosula is the source of this 1649-nucleotide messenger RNA. The record is from the annotation of a GenBank genome assembly. NCBI's taxonomy places the organism in Eukaryota, Viridiplantae, Streptophyta, Magnoliopsida, Malvales, Dipterocarpaceae.
GACCGAACCACUUUGUGGUCAAAUCGAACGGUGACUCGAAGUCGAUGAUACACCGCCGCUUAGAGCCGUCGCCGUAAUACCAACUUGCGGUGAAGAAGGGAGAUGGGAAGGACAAUGGAAUGGGCAGCCAAAGCGAAUCACAUGGGAGGAAUACCAAGAAAGAUGGUGUUCACGGCGGUCGGGGCAUUCGCCAAGGCGGUAGCCACCCUUAUUAACACCACCUCCGUCCAUAAUGCCGAUACCCUCCUUAGUCUCGUCCGCUCUCGACCCCCCGGCAUACCGCUUAUCACGGUUAGCAAUCACAUGUCCACCUUGGAUGAUCCACUUAUGUGGGGAUUCAAGGGCUUCCCCUCCUCGGAUGCUAAAUUGGGUCGAUGGGUGCUUGCUGCAGAGGACAUAUGUUUCAAAAAUGCUGUCUUUUCUUAUUUUUUCCGACUUGGGAAGUGUAUACCUAUUACAAGGGGUGCUGGGAUUUAUCAAGAACAGAUGAACGAAGCUAUUGAGCGCUUAAGUGAUGGAGCCUGGCUACAUACAUUUCCUGAGGGUAAGGUAUCCCAAGAAGAUGCGCCUAUUAGAAGAUUAAAAUGGGGAACUGCUAGUCUUAUUGUUCGUGCUCCUGCAACGCCAAUUGUUCUUCCCAUCUAUCAUCGUGGUUUUGAAGAGGUGAUGCCAGAAAAGUCUUUCCUUGGCAGAAGGCCUCCUCUUCCAUUAUGGAAUAAGAACAUAAAGAUCAUAGUCGGUGAACCAUUGGAAUUUGAUCUUCCUAAAAUGAUGCAGAUGGCAAUUUUAAUGUCUCAUGAUAAAUCACCACCACCUUUAAUAGGAUGGCCCACUAUCUCCCAACAUAGUCUAGAUGAAGCAGCACAGAGAUGUCUCUAUACAACCAUUUCAGAGCGAAUACAGACUGCAAUGGAGAGCUUGAGAAGUUUUGGCAAAAGUUUACUGAAGUAGAAGAUUUUUAACUCACAAAUGUUUCUCUCUUUUUCUGUUCUUUUUGAUAGAUCAAAAAAUUUUGGGAAAAAAAUUCUUGAUAUAUCCCCAUUUCAUUAAUUUAUACUCCCAUGAUUGGCCAACAACCAGGCAUCCUGUUUUGCACUAAGGUGAAAAACUUUCCUAGAAGCCAUAUGCUCAAUUUAUGAUUUUGGAAACAUAUUCCAAGAUGGAAAUCAGUGAAUGGAUGUAUUUGGAUUCUUGCUCCAUAGAUUUUUCUUUUUCUUUUCUUUUCUUUUUUACGUUGGAUCUGCGCCGGACGAAACGAAAGCGUGGAAGGAGAUAAAUGUUAAGUGAAGCAUCAUCUUGUCCAUUUAUUACACUCUCGUGACUCUUGCCAUACCUUUCUUUUUCACUCUGUCUCCGUUACUCCUCCCCCCACGCACGAACGUCUCCUCUCUCUCGCCGCCGGAUUUCAGCUAGAUCUCCGAAUCUCCUCACUCGUCUGUCUCCGGUGCAGCCUCCAUUGCAAUCGGAAGUAGCUGUUCCUUAUUAUCAGAGGCGGCGGUGGCGAAGGGAGGAGCUGGAAUUGGAGCUGAUGCACUUGAUUGAGUAGCUUAAAGUAGCGGAGCAGCCUUGGUUUCUUUGAAGUCAGCCAUGUCUCAGAGUAUGAGAAGAAACAGGCCUUCCUUUGGCUCAAGCAAUGGAAAUGAAGAAAC